Messenger RNA from Protopterus annectens (West African lungfish), 5904 nucleotides. RefSeq names its product myosin-4-like. Gene Ontology annotation, cellular component: myosin complex. The transcript has 39 exons. Bases 1 to 5820 code for a protein of 1939 amino acids. Gene Ontology annotation, molecular function: ATP binding; cytoskeletal motor activity; actin filament binding. NCBI's taxonomy places the organism in Eukaryota, Metazoa, Chordata, Ceratodontiformes, Protopteridae. The record is from RefSeq and is a predicted model, not a curated record.
AUGAGUUCAGAUGCUGAAAUGGCAGUUUUUGGUGAAGCUGCGCAAUAUUUGCGCAAACCUGAGAAGGAAAGAAUUGCAUCACAGAGCAGGCCCUUUGAUGCCAAGAAUAGCUGCUUUGUGACAGAUCCUAAAGUGAUGUAUGUAAAAGGAACUAUCAUAUCCCGGGAAGGUGGCAAAGUGACAGUGAAAACCGAAGCUGGGGAGACUGUUACAGUUAAAGAAGACCAAGUCUGCCCACAGAACCCUCCCAAAUUUGACAAAAUUGAAGACAUGGCCAUGUUGACCCAUCUGAAUGAACCCUCUGUGCUGUAUAACCUUUCAGAGCGUUAUGCGGCCUGGAUGAUUUAUACUUACUCUGGCUUAUUCUGCGCCACUGUUAACCCCUACAAGUGGUUGCCUGUGUAUAAUCCUGAAGUGGUUGCUGCCUACCGAGGCAAGAAACGUCAGGAAGCUCCACCCCACAUCUUCUCCAUCUCUGACAAUGCCUAUCAGUUCAUGUUAACUGAUCGCGAGAACCAGUCUAUCCUGAUCACUGGAGAAUCUGGUGCUGGAAAGACUGUAAACACAAAACGUGUCAUCCAGUAUUUUGCAACAAUUGCAGCUAUUGGGGACAAGAAGAAGCAGGAAUCACAGUCAGGCAAAAUGCAGGGAACUCUGGAAGAUCAAAUCAUCCAGGCUAACCCACUGUUAGAAGCCUUCGGUAAUGCCAAGACUGUCAGAAAUGACAACUCCUCUCGUUUUGGUAAAUUUAUCAGAAUCCACUUUGGCACCACAGGAAAACUGGCUUCAGCUGACAUUGAAACUUAUCUGCUGGAAAAAUCUAGAGUAACAUUCCAGCUUCCAACUGAAAGAGGCUAUCAUAUAUUUUACCAAAUUAUAAGCAACAGGAAACCUGAACUUAUUGAUAUGUUGUUGAUCUCCACCAACCCAUACGACUUCCCAUAUUGCAGCCAGGGGGAGAUCUCUGUCAAAAGCAUCAAUGAUGAAGAGGAGCUGAUGGCCACCGAUGAAGCUAUUGACAUUUUGGGCUUCACAAAUGAAGAAAAAGCUGGUAUCUACAAGAUAACUGGUGCGAUUAUGCAUCACGGCAACUUGAAGUUCAAGCAGAAGCAGCGUGAGGAACAGGCAGAGCCCGAUGGCACUGAAGUUGCUGAUAAGGUUGCAUACCUGCUGGGACUGAACUCUGCGGACUUACUGAAGGCAUUGUGUUACCCAAGAGUGAAAGUUGGAAAUGAAUAUGUUACCAAGGCCCAAAAUGUUCCACAGGUGUACAAUGCUGUCGGUGCUCUGACUAGAUCUGUUUAUGAGAAAAUGUUCCUGUGGAUGGUAUUCCGUAUCAACCAGCAGCUGGAUACUAAGCAAGCAAGACAGUUCUUCAUUGGUGUCCUGGAUAUUGCUGGCUUUGAGAUUUUUGAUUUCAACACAUUGGAACAGCUUUGCAUCAACUUUACCAACGAGAAACUGCAACAGUUUUUCAAUCACCAUAUGUUUGUCCUGGAACAAGAAGAGUACAAGAAGGAAGGCAUUGACUGGGAGUUCAUUGACUUUGGUAUGGACCUGGCUGCUUGUAUUGAACUCAUUGAGAAGCCUAUGGGCAUUUUCUCCAUCCUUGAAGAGGAGUGCAUGUUCCCCAAGGCCACAGACACUUCCUUCAAGAACAAGCUCUAUGAACAGCAUCUUGGAAAGUCCAACAACUUCCAGAAGCCCAAACCUGCCAAAGGAAAGGCUGAAGCUCACUUCUCACUGGUGCACUAUGCUGGUGUUGUGGAUUAUAACAUCAGUGGAUGGUUGGAGAAGAAUAAGGACCCACUGAAUGAAACCGUUGUUGGGCUGUACCAGAAGUCUUCCCUAAAACUGCUUGCCUUCUUAUAUGCAAGUUAUGGUGCAGGUGAUGGAGAUACUGGUGGAAAGAAGGGUAAGCAAAAGAAGGGAUCUUCUUUCCAAACAGUGUCUGCUGUCUUUAGGGAAAACUUGAACAAGUUGAUGACUAACCUGAGAAGCACUCAUCCUCACUUUGUACGUUGUCUAAUUCCCAAUGAAACUAAAACACCAGGUGUUAUGGACAAUGGGCUACUUCUACAUCAGUUAAGAUGUAAUGGUGUCUUGGAAGGUAUAAGAAUUUGCAGAAAGGGAUUCCCUAGCAGGAUUAUCUACAGUGAUUUUAAGCAGAGAUACAAAGUUCUUAAUGCAAGUGCCAUCCCUGAGGGUCAGUUCAUUGACAGCAAGAAGGCUUCUGAGAAACUCUUAUCCUCAAUUGAUGUUGAUCAUACCCAGUACAAAUUUGGACACACCAAGGUAUUCUUCAAAGCUGGUCUCUUGGGUAUUCUUGAAGAAAUGCGAGAUGACAAACUUGCACAAAUUAUCACUCGUACACAAGCUGUUUGUCGGGGUUAUUUAAUGAGAGGUGAAUUCAAAAAGAUGGUGGAAAGACGAGAUGCACUAUAUUGUAUCCAGUACAAUAUCAGGUCAUUCAUGAAUGUAAAAACCUGGCCAUGGAUGAUGCUGUACUUCAAAAUAAAGCCUUUGCUGAAGAGUGCAGAGACUGAAAAAGAAAUGGCCAACAUGAAGGAAGAGUUUGAAAAAACCAAGGCAGAGCUUGCAAAGUCAGAGGCCAGAAGAAAAGAGCUGGAAGAAAAAAUGGUUGCUCUUUCCCAGGAGAAGAAUGAUCUUCAGCUGUCAGUUCAGGCAGAAGCAGAAGCUUUAGCUGAUGCAGAAGAGAGGUGUGAAGGCCUCAUCAAGAGUAAGAUUCACCUUGAAGCCAAAGUCAAAGAGAUGAAUGAAAGGCUGGAAGAUGAGGAGGAAUCAAAUGCUGAGUUAACAGCCAAGAAAAGGAAAUUGGAGGAUGAGUGUUCAGAGCUUAAGAAAGACAUUGAUGAUCUAGAACUGACCUUGGCUAAAGUCGAAAAAGAAAAACAUGCUACAGAAAAUAAGGUCAAAAAUCUUACAGAGGAGAUGGCAGCUCUUGAUGAAAGCAUCGCUAAACUGACCAAAGAGAAGAAAGCCCUUCAGGAGGCUCACCAGCAGACCCUUGAUGACCUUCAAGCAGAAGAAGACAAAGUCAACAGUUUGACAAAGGCCAAGAUUAAGCUGGAACAGCAAGUUGAUGAUCUUGAAGGUUCUCUUGAACAAGAGAAAAAAUUGCGUAUGGAUCUGGAAAGAGCUAAAAGGAAGCUAGAAGGUGACCUGAAGCUGGCUCAAGAAACUAUGAUGGAUCUUGAAAAUGACAAACAACAAACUGAAGAAAAGCUAAAAAAGAAAGACUUUGAGCUCAGCCAACUGCAAAGCAAAAUAGAGGAUGAGCAGGCUCUGGGAAUACAGCUACAGAAGAAAAUCAAAGAACUUCAAGCUCGCAUUGAGGAACUUGAAGAAGAAAUUGAAGCUGAACGUGCAUCUCGUGCAAAAAUAGAAAAGCAGAGGUCUGAUCUUGCCAGGGAACUUGAAGAAAUUAGUGAAAGACUUGAAGAAGCUGGUGGUGCAACUGCUGCUCAGAUUGAGAUGAACAAGAAACGUGAAGCAGAGUUUCAGAAACUGCGUCGUGACCUGGAAGAAGCCACACUGCAACAUGAAGCCACAGCUGCAGCUCUCCGUAAGAAGCAGGCUGAUACUGUAGCAGAACUUGGGGAACAGAUUGAUAACUUGCAACGUGUGAAGCAAAAACUUGAGAAGGAAAAAAGUGAGCUGAAGAUGGAAAUUGAUGAUCUUGCCAGCAACAUGGAAUCUGUUUCAAAAUCAAAGGCAAACUUUGAAAAACUUGCUCGUUCAUUGGAAGAUCAACUCAGUGAAGUAAAAGCAAAAGAUGAUGAGCAUGUGCGCCUUAUCAGCGAUCUGACUACUCAGAAAACACGGCUACAAACAGAAAAUGGUGAAUUUUUACGGCAGCUAGAAGAAAAGGAAUCUUUGAUAUCUCAGCUGACGAGAGGCAAACAAGGCUUCAUUCAGCAGACUGAGGAACUGAAAAGGCAUUUAGAAGAAGAAAUUAAGGCCAAGAAUGCUCUGGCACAUGCCUUGCAGUCUGCCCGCCAUGACUGUGACCUGCUCCGUGAACAGUUUGAGGAAGAGCAGGAAGCUAAGGCUGAGCUUCAGCGAGCCAUGUCCAAAGCCAACAGUGAGGUUGCCCAGUGGCGAACCAAAUAUGAAACAGAUGCAGUCCAGCGCACAGAUGAACUUGAGGAAGCAAAGAAAAAGCUUGCUCAACGCCUGCAGGAAGCUGAAGAACAAAUUGAGGCUGUGAACUCCAAAUGUGCUUCUUUAGAAAAGACCAAGCAGAGACUUCAGGCUGAAGUUGAGGAUCUGAUGAUUGAUGUUGAGAGAUCAAAUUCGGCAGCUGCAGCGCUUGACAAAAAGCAGAGAAACUUUGACAAGGUUUUGGCAGAAUGGAAACAGAAGUUUGAAGAAGGCCAGGCUGAACUAGAAGCUGCUCAGAAGGAAUCUCGCAGCUUAAGUACAGAAAUUUUUAAGCUGAAAAAUGCCUAUGAAGAAGCCCUGGACCAACUUGAAACUCUUAAACGUGAAAACAAGAACCUACAACAGGAAAUCUCAGACUUAACUGAACAAAUUGGAGAGAAUGGAAAAAGUAUCCAUGAGCUGGAGAAAGCGAAAAAGCAGGUUGAACAAGAAAAGAGCGACCUUCAAGCUGCACUUGAGGAAGCAGAGGGUUCACUAGAACAUGAAGAAGGCAAAAUACUACGUGUUCAGCUGGAACUGAACCAAGUGAAGUCUGAAAUAGACAGGAAGAUUGCAGAAAAAGACGAAGAGAUUGAACAGCUAAAGAGAAAUAACUUGAGGGUUGUUGAGUCCAUGCAGAGCACACUGGAUUCUGAAAUCAGGAGCAGAAAUGAUGCCCUUAGACUCAAAAAGAAAAUGGAAGGUGAUCUGAAUGAGAUAGAGAUUCAGCUGAGCCAUGCCAACCGACAAGCUACUGAAGCACAGAAACAUCUCAGGACUGUACAAGGACAACUAAAGGAUGCCCAGCUUCACCUAGAUGAUGCUGUUAGAGGACAGGAGGAUCUGAAAGAACAGCUGGCUUUGUCUGAACGCAGGAGUUCCUUGAUGCAGGCCGAACUUGAAGAAAUGAGAGCCAUGCUUGAGCAAACGGAAAGGACUCGCAAGGUUGCUGAGCAGGAACUGCUCGAUGCCAGUGAGCGUGUGCAGCUUCUUCACUCCCAGAACACCAGCAUGAUCAACACAAAGAAGAAGCUGGAAGGUGAUAUCACUCAGCUUCAGUCAGAAGUAGACGAAGCCAUUCAAGAAGCAAGAAAUGCUGAAGAAAAAGCUAAGAAGGCUAUCACAGAUGCUGCAAUGAUGGCUGAGGAGCUGAAGAAGGAACAGGACACCAGUGCCCACCUUGAAAGGAUGAAGAAGAACCUUGAACAGACAGUGAAGGACCUACAACAUCGUCUAGAUGAGGCUGAGCAAUUAGCAAUGAAAGGCGGAAAGAAACAGCUCCAGAAACUGGAGUCUAGGGUACGUGAACUGGAAAAUGAGCUGGAAGCAGAACAGAAACGAGGUACUGAGGCUAUUAAGGGUGUCCGCAAAUAUGAAAGGAGAAUUAAGGAGCUCACAUACCAGUCUGAGGAGGAUAAGAAGAAUAUACUGAGACUUCAGGAUCUGGUUGAUAAACUGCAGCUGAAAGUGAAAGCUUACAAGAGACAAGCUGAAGAAUCUGAGGAGCAGUUCAAUGUCCAACUGUCCAAGUUCAGGAAGGUCCAGCAUGAGCUUGAAGAAGCAGAGGAACGUGCUGAUAUCGCUGAGUCCCAGGUCAACAAGCUCAGAGCUAAGAGCCGUGAUAUUGGUGGCAAGAAAGCAGAAAGAGAAGAAUGAACACCAAAUGCAGUGAAGAAGUGAAGAAAGAAACAAAAUGUGUAUUUCUUCAUUUUCCUGUGUUUUAAGCAUCCAAUAAUUAUU